AACAGAACAAAUAAUUGAGAGUAAACAUUUGCUAAUGGACAUUUUUGCAAACGAAAAGCGAAAAGUACGAGUCUGGCCAUGAUAAUGAUAAAGAAAGGCGAGAAGUGGUUUUCUUUCAGCAGCGAUGCUGUUUAACACAGUUGAAUUCCUGGCGCCGCCAUUGAACGGUGGCCGUAAACCGGGGAAGUGCAGUCAUGGAGAUUUGUAUGUAUUACUCGCUUUACAUGUAAUAAAUUGAUAAAUUGAUAUAUGCAUAGAUGAAUUGAAGAAGAAUUGUCUCCUAUCACCCCUUAAUUCAAAUUCCAGACCUAAUCCCGUGGUUCAUUUCUGCAAGAUCAUAGCAAAAUUGUACAGUUUGUUUUACUCUGAACCUCGCUAGCUGUCAUAUAUGGCUCCUCCAUAUUCGAUGGUCUCCAGACAGCAAUCGCGACUCCGAACCCUAACCCUAACCUUUAUUCCGGGCCUUCCUAACGAUUUAGCGGCCUUGAUUUUAUUAUUCGUCCCUUACUCUCAUCAAUCGCGAUUGAAAUCCGUAUGUAAAUCCUGGAGACUACUUUUCUCAUCAAAAACCAUAAUCUCUCUACGCAACAAGCUUCUUUCACCCCCUAGACUCUCCCAUCUACUCUGUAUAUUCCCGGAAGAUCCUUCAAUCACCUCUCCAUGUCUAUUUGAUCCCCAAAAUCUCGCCUGGUCCUUACUGCCGCCCUUGCCAUGCAACCCCCAUGGCUAUGGUCUCUGCAAUUUUACAUCAAUAGCGGUCGGGCCCCACUUGUAUUUACUCGGCGGUUCUCUUUUUGAUACCCGUUCUUUUCCCCUCGACACCCCAUCCCCAUCCUCUUCUGCAUUUCGGUUUGACUUUGCCUCUUCGACCUGGGAAUCACUCUCCCCCAUGAUCACACCCAGGGGUAGCUUUGCUUGUGCUGCCAUCCCAAAUUCCAAUAAGAUUCUUGUUGCGGGUGGCGGUUCUCGACACACUGUGUUUGGGGCUGCUGGAAGUAUUGUGAGCUCUGUGGAGAUGUAUGAUAUUGGAAAGGAUGAGUGGGUCCAGUUGGACGGAUUGCCAGGGUUCCGUGCAGGAUGUGUCGGAUUCUUUGUGGGCCAUGGGGAGGAGGAUAGAGAGUUCUGGGUAAUGGGUGGAUAUGGAAAUUCAAGAACAAUCUCAAAUGUCCUUCCUGUGGAUCAAUACUACAAGGAUGUUCUCGUGAUGGAGUUGCAGAAUGGUAGUGGGAAGUGGAAAGAGAUUGGGGAUAUGUGGGAAGAAGGAGAGAGGAGGAGGCUUGGGAAGAUUGUGGCUGUUGUUGAUGAGUGUGAUGCCCCUGCUGUUUUUAUGCUGGAGAAAAGUAAUAUUUUCAGGUACCAUAGGAGUCCAAACCGGUGGCUGAAGGAAACAAGUCUACCCAAAAAAAGCGCUGAUGAUAGACCAGUUGGGUUUGUUGCUUUGGACGGCGAGUUGUAUGUGAUGACCAUUAUUAAUGGGAUUAGUGCCUCCACGCAUAGUUCAAGGCACCAUAAAAGAUCACCAACUUUAUUGGCUCAAAUAUAUGAUUCAAAGAAGAAAUUUUGGAGAUCAUCCACUUCAAAACUGCCAUUUCACCAUUCAUUGGAUUUCAGCACUGCCAUUCUAUGCUCAAUCCGAUUGUAGACUACACUUGGCUUUCAUUGCUGUUGUGAAUUAUGAUGUAUAUUAUCUGAACUUGAAGGACCGGUUUUACUGGUUGUUCUUGAUACCUUUGGGACAAGGCCCAAACAUGGGGAGGCUCAACACAUUAGUGGCCAUGAAGGUCAGCAUGGAACUAUGACUUGACUCGGACCAAUGUUUGUGCUUUGUGUGGCUCGAUUAUGUACCGAGUCAGACCACGUGCAUCAACGGGACCAAAGGAAGUUGCAAGUGCAGGGUUGUUAUAUGGAGACAGCCAGUCCAUGGAGAAUUAGAGGUUCUGUGGGUUCUCAAAUCUCAGAGUCUCAUACUCUCAUAUGGCUGGCAUUUGCUCGAAUUGUUAUAUGGUCAUUUGCAACCAUAUGUGGAAUGUAAAUACAUACAUGCGGAAUAAAACUAUUAACUUUGUGAUUUGUUUUAAAGAAAUUUCUCUAAACAUGAGUAAACACGCUUUAGAAUUCGGGUUGUCAUUUCUUAAAUAAAGAUAAUU
Molecule: messenger RNA, 2147 nt
Organism: Cuscuta epithymum
Lineage: Eukaryota; Viridiplantae; Streptophyta; Magnoliopsida; Solanales; Convolvulaceae
Source: the annotation of a GenBank genome assembly